Messenger RNA from Asparagus officinalis (garden asparagus), 1143 nucleotides. RefSeq names its product glycine-rich RNA-binding protein 3, mitochondrial-like. The transcript has 7 exons. The coding region runs from base 1 to 1143 and encodes 380 amino acids. Lineage: Eukaryota; Viridiplantae; Streptophyta; Magnoliopsida; Asparagales; Asparagaceae. The record is from RefSeq and is a predicted model, not a curated record.
AUGGGGGGAGGGGAGGUUCACGAGGGGAGGGCUUCCAAAUGGGGAGAAUGGGCGGGGGAUGCGGGGCUGCGAGGGGGAGAGGGAGGGGAGGGGGUCUCCGGAGGGGAUGGAGGGGAUCGAGGAAGCGGAGGAUGGGGGCUCGGGGUGGGUGCGGUGAGGAGGGUCCGGCAGGCUCGGGGGGCGGCGAGGGGCAGGGGUCAGCCGGAGGAGCUGGGAGGAGCCGGAGAGGCGGGUGCGGUCGGUAUUCGGGGCCGGCGGGAUGGUGGCUCGGGGAAGGGGCAUUACAGGAGGGGUCGGGAGGGGGGCGGGGGCCCUCCGAGCGCACCGGUGAGGGGCGGCGGGGUGAGAGCCGGGGAGAGAGGGGAUGGAUGGGAAGGGGGCCUGAGAAGUGCGGCGACGUGGAUGGGGCUCGGGAGAGGCGCCAGGAUGGGGGGUCGGAAGGGGGAGAGCUGGUUAUCGGGUGACCUUAGAGAAUACUACCGAGAAGGUCACGAAGGGUUCUAUGGUGGUGAUGCGAGAAGUCAGGUGGAGAAUGAUGUAACUCCACCUACUCUAGAUAGCAUUGUAUCCAUUGAGGCUCCUACAGAGAUGACACUGGAAGGAGAUGGGAUGAUAGCCGGGAAGAUAGAGGAUACAGUGGAUUUAGAGGUCAUUGAUGAUAUGGUUCCAUCCACAUUCAGGGAGCCAGAGUCUAGUCCCGAUUCGAUAAGGUGGAGGGAAGUUAUGGAAGAGGAAAUGCGAUCUCUUCAGAAGAAUGACACUUGGGAACUUGUAAAACUACCUAAGGAUAAGAAAGCUAUUGAGUACAAGUGGGUAUAUGCGAUGAAGGAGGGAUAUUCUAUUGGGGAUAUUAGGAACUCUUCGGCUAUUAGAAAGUUGAAAGAGGAGCUGUCAUACAAGUUCGAGAUGAAGGAUCUUGGAGAAGCAAAGAAGAUAUUAGUUAGCACUCCAUUGGCUCCCUACUUCAAGCUUUUAGCUAAUAUGUCACCUGUUUCUAUUGAGGAUAGAGAUUACAUGUCGAAUGUUCCAUAUGCGAGUGCAGUGGUUCAACGCAUAUGGCACUUCCUCUCGCUGAAACAAUUCUCUGAUAUUGAGAGUGAUGAGAAGAAGUUGAUCGAGGCUCAAGAGGUUAUUCUUGAAUAA